AAACUGAUGGAAAAACGUGUAACUUCUGCAGCUGACGCCACCGAAUGGCUACGAAAGGGUUUUUCCCGCAGAGCAACUGCCAUGAAUGCACAGUCUAGUCGCAGUCAUGCUAUUUUCACAGUUACUGUUCAAAAGCUGCCACGAGGAAAUGAAAAACCAUCUCAGCCUGCAAAGUUCCAUCUAGUGGAUCUAGCAGGGUCUGAAGCUUUUGCACAUACUGAAGUAUCUGAUCAAAUAAGAGAAGAAGGUAUACAAAUUAACAUUGAUCUUCUUCAUCUACAAAAAGUAAUUUCUGCUUUGGCUACCGAGCGAGCGAGAGGAAGUAACGCGGUGGCACUGCCGCUACACCACCAGGCAACGACUGCAUCGCUACUCCAAGGUUGGCAAAGAACGCCGAUACUAGGUCAGUAAGCAAAAUGACGGGGAGGACCCUCCGCAGUAAGAGAGUAGUAGCUGACGAAUCAGAAGGGGAAAGUGAGGUUCUGGACUGGCCGAGUAGAGAACCAAGUACCGGCAAUGAACAGUUAGACAGACACUAUUACAAUUUUUGGAAUGCGUGAUUUACUGCUUAGCGCCGCGUAGUGGGAAUGCGGACAAGUACUUGCAGUAGCAGGAUAGACUGUUCAGUUUGGUGAU
Messenger RNA from Zootermopsis nevadensis, 636 nucleotides. Lineage: Eukaryota; Metazoa; Arthropoda; Insecta; Blattodea; Termopsidae. The record is from RefSeq and is a predicted model, not a curated record.